Messenger RNA from Cyprinodon tularosa, 4142 nucleotides. It is a transcript of the gene fan1, whose product is annotated as FANCD2 and FANCI associated nuclease 1. The record is from RefSeq and is a predicted model, not a curated record. Gene Ontology annotation, molecular function: 5'-flap endonuclease activity; flap-structured DNA binding; 5'-3' exonuclease activity. Gene Ontology annotation, biological process: interstrand cross-link repair. Gene Ontology annotation, cellular component: nucleus. NCBI's taxonomy places the organism in Eukaryota, Metazoa, Chordata, Actinopteri, Cyprinodontiformes, Cyprinodontidae. The transcript is spliced from 13 exons. Bases 181 to 2994 code for a protein of 937 amino acids.
CGCCACAUUUCCUCCAGAGAACCUAGCGCUCCGGUUCUGACUGUUGUUUAAGUUUCCACCGCGUUCAUUUUAUUCAGCGAGGAUUCCUGCAGCUUUAACGUUGGUUUGAUCUGUUUCCAUCAGCCUGCAUCAUGAAGCCGCGCUUCAGAAAAAUGCUUUGACUUUAGUUUCUGUUCCAGCAUGGCAGAAAGAACAAGCAGAGGCAAACUGAGGCGAAGCUUGUCUCUGAAGAACAAGAAGAGACAAGAAGCGAAAGCUGGAAGUGCUUCAAUCAGCUCUUUCUUCAGCAGCCAGCCUCCACGCAGCCUGGCCUGCCCCCUGUGUGGACAACUGGUCCCCAGAUUCAAGAUCAAUGAUCACAUCGACCUGCAGUGUCAGAACUUUGAUAGAGGAGGAGGAACAGUAGGAGGCAGCACAGGUGGGAAUGAUGCUUCACCUCAAUCUGAGCUGGACCAGAGAGAGGAGGACACACAAACCAAGACCAGUCCUUAUUUCAAGAAGAAGAUCUGUGAUCAGACCCCACGUGACAUAAACAGUAAGACUGUGGUCAGAGCCAUUGGCUUAGGGAGUCUCUCCUCAAAGCUUUCCAGACAUGAUCGCAGCAAACAUGCAGAGGUUAGAGAUAAACCUGAUCAGAUGAGUGAUGCUGAGUCAACCAGCAGCUCCCAGAAGGAAAAUGUUCAGGUGGAAGACAGCAGUGGUUCAGUGGUCUGCACCAGCAUGGAGCCUCCAGCAGCAUCAGCUCCACUGCCUGCAGAGAGACCAGCACAGGUAGAGCUUCCAUCUGAACCACCUGCAAAACUAACGAGGAGGAAAAAGAAAGCCGCCUCCUCUGUCAGAGGAAAGAAAGCAAAAUACGAAGGUCAGAGAGAGUCUGAGGAGGCGUCUUCUGGUUUGGGUCCAGAGGAAAGCAGCGGGGGACAGCAGGAAGCUGAUGCGUCCCCAUCUCCCCCUGACACCCUGACAUCAGAGGAGGUGAAGGAACAGAGGCAGAGGGAGGAUUCUGCAGAGAGACCUGCUGCUCCAUCACUUCCCUACUACCUGAGGAACUUCCAGACCGUGCUGCACGCCGUGUUGGAGAACGAAGACAACAGGACACUCUUCAACCAGGAGGACAUGUCCGCCGUCCACGGAUUCCAGCGGUUAUCUGUUAUGGCUCAGAAGCUCUAUGUGAGGCUCUUCCAGAGGAAGCUAAAGUGGCUCCAGGUCAAUAAACUGGAUUAUGGAGAAAUCAGCAGUGAUCUGGGACCUGUUGCACAGGAACUGGUUCAGUUAGGAUUUCUACAGACAGAGAAUGACCUGGAGGACCUCGGAGAGGCUCUGGAUCUCCUGCCGGCUCCUGAACUUAAAGCUCUCGCUAAAACUUUCCAUCUGGGCUCUUCUGGCAUCCAGAAACAGCAGUUAGUCGAUGGGCUUCUCCGUCUGAGCAGGCAGAGGUCUUUCUUCUCUCUGGCCUCCAGUGAAAGCAAAGUUGGGACAGUGAUCCUGAAACGGGCAAAGCAGCUGGCGGGCUCCUGCGUGCGUCUGUCUCGUGGGCCUCGGGCCGUCUUCUCCCGCAUCCUGCUGCUCUUCUCUUUGACGGACACCAUGGACGAGGAGGAAAUGGCCGCCGGAGGUCAGAAUCAGCUUUUUACCAUCCUGCUGGUCAACUCGGGUCGUCUGGCGUUCCCAGACUACACCGUGCAGCGGGUUGCCAAGGUGUUCCGAGAUCGAGAGGAUCUCAUCAGAUAUGAAGCAUCCAUGCGAGCCCUUCUGGAGGUGACCCUGGCCACGCAGGCUGGUCAGUGGGAGCAGGCGCUGGAGCUUUACACCGCCGCUAAAGGAGCCUGGUGCCAGCUCCGCCUCAACCACGACCUGAGUCACCAGGAAGAGCUGCCGGUCUUCCUCCGCAGCUUCACUACAGGAUGGGCCUACACCCGCAUCUUAUCCAGAGGCGUGGAGAUUUUACAGAGGCUGCGUCGCUAUGAGGAAGCAGUAGAAGAACUGCAGGCCUUACUGAAGCAGUCGGUUUACUGUCCUGACAGCCGGGGCCGAUGGUGGGACAGGCUGGCUCUGAACCUUCACCAGCACCUCAAAAAGUCCGACCAAGCUAUCUGUGCUAUAAGAGAGGGGUUGUCGGAUCCUCUGGUUCGCACAGGACACAAACUCUCCCUGCAUCAGAGAGCGCUCAGGAUGAAAGAGGCUCCUAGCUGCAAAAAGUACCGACUCCAACUCCGAGAGCUGCCCACCGUCCAAGUCCAAGAUGUUAAACAUGUGACCAUUCGGGGCCAGCUGUUUCCUCAUGAGGGUGGCACGGGGAAAUCUAGAUUUCUUAUUCCAGAGAGUGAAGAAGGGGAAGGGAGCAUAAUUUGCUCUGUGGAGGAGUUCUGCUUGGACCAUUAUCGACAGCUCGGCUUUGACCAAGGUAUCCAUGGAGAGGGAUCAACAUUCUCCACCUUGUUUGGUCUUCUGAUGUGGGACAUCAUCUUUAUGGAAGGUAUUCCUGAUGUCUUUAGGAACCCAUACCAGACUUGUCCUCUGGACUUUUACACCGACUGUUUCUAUGAAAACAGAAAGGAAGCAAUAGCCUCUCGUGUUGGGCUGCUUCAGGAGGCCACAGUGGAAACGCUGCGCGACAUGCUGCAAGAUGUCUGGGAAUCCCAGGAGGGCAAAGUGUGUUCGCUUGUCAGCUGGGAGCGAUUCUCAUCCCUCCAGCAGGCUCAGUCUCUGGUCGCAUGUCUUGGCGGAGCGUUCCUUGGUGGAGUGAUCGACCGAAUGGCUAAAGACUACAGGCACUGCAGAGGAGGUUUGCCUGAUCUGGUGGUGUGGAAUACCUCAAACAACACUUAUAAGCUGGUGGAGGUGAAGGGCCCCAACGACCGUUUGUCUCAGAAGCAGCAGAUCUGGUUGGAUGAAUUGCAGAAACUCGGGGCUGACGUCGAGGUGUGUCAUGUGACGGCCACCGGAGCCAGAGGAGCCCGUCUGGAGGAAACAAACAUACAGGCGUCUAAUUAGGGGAAUUAAUCUACCAAAAAGGGAAGAAUCAGGGGGGAAAAACAGGCUCCUAGGAGGAAGAAGAAACAUCGUGUAAUUCCUCUCCCUCUGAUUAUUGCUGAGGAAUAUUUGGCUGAAUCUUCAGCAGAAAACUUAUAGAUUGUUCUUUAAAUGUUUCCUUAUGUGGUUUAUUUUUGGUGCCUUCCCUCAUUAUUAUUACCUACAAAGUAAUGGGGUUUACAUACUGGGCAUGAAUGCUGUAUGUUUUCAGAUUUUUAUUGUAAAUCUUAUGCUAUUGAUCUAAUUCUGGGUGAAUUAUUGAUCCCAAUGAUCAAAAGUAGAUCAAUACUGAGUGGCUUGGUUUUCUGACAGGUACUUAUAUUUUAAAGCAUGGUCCACAGUUUCUCCAUGGCUUUGGUCCGUGUCUUUUCAGAACUCUGUCAGCCUGCUGUAACCAUUCAACACUAGUGAAAUGAAUUGUGUCCUGCAUUUCAACAUCUUAUUGUUUAUUUGAGAGGAAGCUCAAGGACUAGGAAGCAUUUAUGGAACUUUAUUAUUCAGGUUAACUUGUCUAACACUCCAAUACCUUAAGCAGCAAUGGGCCAUCAUUAUGAUGUCACCACCAGAAAGCAGAGUUUUUUGGGGGUUUGCAUCCAAAUUUUCUGCCUCACCUGGCUUAAGCCCUGCACACAUGUCAGUGUUUUUCCCACCGCUUUCAGUUCAUAUGUCUGAUUCCAGGUAGGUCCUGGAUUCUUCUGGAUUGCUCCAACCAAUUUCCAUCCAUCUAAUUGUCAAGAUUUUGAUUAAAUGGUUGAAACUGGGAAACAUUUGUAUGUUUCAAAAGGAAAAUGAUCAUAAAAAUACAUCAAACUGGUUUGAGAAUUUACACAUUUUGCCAAUAUUUACCUUCUUGAUUGACAUCAGCCUGAAUUAUUUUGAAGAUUUUACGGACUGCGUUUAAACGCCAGAUCUGCAUAAGGAGAUUUUCAAACCCUUCAAUCAGCCAUUAUUAUUCCAACAACCUUGCUGAUGUGCACUCUGUGUUGGACUUUGUAGAAUUGUUGUUAAAUUUUUAUUGUAAGCACAUUGAUAUAUUUGACCCUGGUUGCGUAUUUUUUAUGUUUGGGUACUCAAAUGUAUGUUUUAUAAAUAAUUAAAGUUCCUUGAAG